CCCCUCUUCGUCUUCUUCCCCGGGAUUCCUUUCGCAGCGCAACCAACAAAUUUAACUCGUAAGGAAAAUUAAACCCUAGCCGCGCCGAUCGACGGCUAUGCGGCCGGCGAACGCGGGACACCAAGAUCGCCGCCUCUAGUCACGCCGACCCCGCCCGCUCGCUCCCGCUGCCAGCCAUGAGGUCCGCCGCCGCGCAGAUCGAUCCGUCCCCGUCCCCGUCCCCCGCCGCGCUGGCCAAGUCACGCCUCAAGCGCCUGUUCGAGCGACAGGUGCUGCGGGUCUCGCCGGCGGAGCGGCUCCCGCCCGUGCCCGCCGGCGGGGACAAGGACAAGGAUGAGUUGGAGCCCAGCUCCGUGUGCCUGGACGGCAUGGUGCGCAGCUUCCUGGAGGACGGCGGUGGGGCCGUCGGCGAGCGGGCCCCGGCCCCGCGCUGCUGCAACUGCUUCAACGGCGGCGACGCCUCGGACGACGAGGACGGCCCCGCUGCCGCCGAGGCGUCUGCCAUCUCCGACGCCGCGGAGACCAUCAAGGGCCUCGUCCACUGCGCCAGCCUCCGGGAGCGCAACCUCCUCGCCGACGUGUCCACGCUCGUGGAGCGCCACCGCGCGGCGGGAGCGCGCAAGCGCGACCUCCUCCGCCUCCUCGCGGCGUCCCUCCGCGCCAUGGGCCACGACGCCGCGCUCUGCCUCUCCCGCUGGGACAAGUCGUCCUCCCACCCCGCCGGCGAGCACGCCUACGUCGACGUCCUUCUCCCCGCCGGCUCGGAGCGCGGCGACCGGGAGCGCGUGCUCGUGGACGUCGACUUCAGGUCCCAGUUCGAGGUCGCACGGCCCACCAAGGCCUACCGCGCCGUGCUGCAGCGGCUCCCAUCGGCGUUCGUCGGCAGGGAGGACCGGCUGCGCCUCCUGGUGGCCGCCGCCGCGGACUCGUCGCGCGCCAGCCUGAAGAAGCGCGGCCUCCACCUCGCGCCGUGGCGGAAGCCCGAGUACAUGCGCGCCAAGUGGCUCUCCCCCUACGAGCGCGAGGCGCCUCCUCCGGCGCCGGAUGCCCCUGCCCCUGCCAGUGCCAGUGCCAGUGAGCUCGCCGACAUCGGCGAGGGAGGCGGAGAUGGAGCCAAAGUUUGAUUAAUUAAGGAUCCGCCAUUAGUUGAUUUUUUUUUCUUCUCCUGAGGGGAAUUUGCAGCGCAGUCCCCGCCGGACGCAGAUGUUCCUUUUUGCUAUAUUUCCGUCCUUUUUCUCUUUCAUUUUGACCCUUUUGAUGGGUAACGGAGUACUAGCAGUAACUUCCAGUAAGUAAAGUACCGGGAAGGAAGAGCAACUAAAUAAAUAAAUUCUACUAGUGUUUAGUUCAAA
Molecule: messenger RNA, 1352 nt
Organism: Hordeum vulgare subsp. vulgare (domesticated barley)
Lineage: Eukaryota; Viridiplantae; Streptophyta; Magnoliopsida; Poales; Poaceae
Exons: 2
Coding region: 177-1124 (315 amino acids)
Source: RefSeq, a predicted model, not a curated record